AAUUAGAGAAGCUUUCUAAUUGCUUGCAAAAUUACAGCCACACGCCCGGUUAUAGAUACUUAUGUAUUCUCUAACGGAUUGAGGAAUUUUCGGACAUGGCUGGGGAUGCUAAAGAACAUAACGGCAGAUGCGAUGAACUGCGAUUGGAAUAUGUGGAGUAACAAUUAAUUAGCACCUGGGCGACGACAGCGAAAUGAAAGUGCUGUCCAAUGGAGCUGACUAUAUAUGCAUACUAAGUCUAUAUAGAUCACUUCUAGUAGCACCUUUAACUGGGUCAUGAAAAAACGAAAUCAAAUACAUGUCUCUGCGCGGCUCACACUCGGAAUAAAACCAUUCCAGCUUCAGUUUCUCAGUGGAUUCGUGAAUUUCGCGCGGUGCGGUGCAGUCGAGCUAUACGCGAAGCUCGAACGGAUAAUGACGAGUGUGUAAGCUCAAUACAAAACAAAAAGGGAUUAAACGAAAUUAAAUAACACAGAAAUAUAUAAAGAGUGUCCUGUGUGAAGAAGACUAAUUAAAAUGACACGACUCGGCGCAAAGUGUGCGCUGCUUUUAGUCUUAAGCCUUGCGCUAGGUUUGCUGCUGCUGCCCAUGCAAAUCGAGGCCUAUUCACAGGUCUUGAUGAGCGGGAAUGGUGCUGCAGCGGAUCAGGGACCACGCAUCUACAAGGCGCUGAAUACGGAUUUAAUAUUUCCCAAAAUUUUUAACUCGAGUGAGAAUGUGGUGUCCACAACAAGCACCACAACGACGACGACAACUGCGCUACCUUUGCCCAUACCAUACAAUCAUAUACAAGAAGCACAGGUGAAAACUGAACCAAAGCCUGUGGUGGAGACUGAAAUAAAGCCUGUAGUGGAUCAGGAACCAACUGUGUUCGUCACGCCCUUAACGCACGAGCAGCCAACAGAAGAAUCUAGCGAAUUGCCGCCGCCGGGCUUGAUUGAAGCUGCGUCUACUGGACGCGCUAUUGACUAUCGCACCUCGUAUCCAUUUGGCCAGCUUCUCACGCCGCAAAGGAAGACACAGCGUCCACAGCGACCAAAGACACAGAGUCAACGAUACAGGAAUCCACAGCGCGGCUACAAUCGUGGUCAAUUUCAAGAUCGCUUUGCUCCCGGUGAAGGCGUCGCUUCAAAUGUCUUCAAGGGCAAUCAUCAGCAUUCCCAUCAACAACAGUAUGAUGGCAAAAUAGCUGCCGGUUCCAAUGUCGUUUCUUCUUAUGUGCCGCCCAAGGAUGCCUACUCCUUUCCGCCGCUCAAUACCAAAUAUCCAUCGCCAUCGCAGGAUCCCAAGGCUGCGCAGCCCUCGGAUACAAUUUCCAGCUAUUUGCCACCUGCAUCGGGGAAUGCUUUGAGCACUGCCGGUUAUGCUUACAACAGUCCCAGCACGGGCUAUCAAUAUCCUGGUCCUGUGAUCCCAGCCGGUGGUGAUAAGCUGCCGGCGGCGAGCUCAGCAAGCGCAGUGCCAGCGGCUCCAGCUGAUGAUGAUCCCGAGAAUGAUGACGUGAUUGGUACAUUGCCAGCGAGUGCACAAGAUAAUCCGGCGCCGGCCAAGGAUGAGGGAAAAGAUGCAGGAGACGCGAUGGGAGGCGACACUGGCGGCGUUGCGAUGAGCGGCGGCGAUGAUGGUGGCGAUGCAGGAGGCAUGCCUGGUGGUGGUGGCGGCGAUGAUGGCCCAUUGCCAGUGUUACAAACUGGCGGCCAAGCGCAUCCCAGUGACGAUAACAAGUAUGAUCCUAACAUGGAAUAUGCAACACCGCCGCCCGGUUGGUUGGAAUCCCAUCCGGAGUCGGCAGCUCCAAAGCCAGCAGACCACGAUCAUGACCAUGACCAUGAUCACCAUCACGACCAUGGACACGAUUACUCUGAGCCCUUGCAAUAUCAUGAUGAUCAUCCCGAGCAUCACGAGCACUAUCCAGAUCAUCAUGAUUAUGCUUAUCCCUCAUUUCCCGAUGUCUCAUAUCCCGAACUUAUCUAUGAUGAUCAUCAUCACCAUCAUCAUCAUGUGGAACCACCGCCACCUCCUCCUCCACCGCCACCACCACCACCGCCAACCACACCGCCACCGCCUCCUCCACCACCGCCGCCACCACCAGAGCCACGUGUUAAAAAGUACAGUUACUUCUACAUUGGUCGAAAACUGUGGUACAUACCUCUGUACUUCACCGUGUGGUUUAGUUUCUACAUUCUGUGGCUGAUCAUCAAGUCGAUUGGUCGUCAUAAGGUCAAUUUGCCCAAUCACUAUGUGUCGCGACGUAGUUUACCCGAUUAUUCGGAUCAGAGUAGGAAUGAGUUUAUUAAUGAGAUGACAGUCAAUGUGCUGCAGCAGAUAGAUAACUUUAAGCAAAAAUAUUUAUAA
Messenger RNA from Drosophila nasuta, 2355 nucleotides. RefSeq lists its product as uncharacterized. The transcript has 3 exons. NCBI's taxonomy places the organism in Eukaryota, Metazoa, Arthropoda, Insecta, Diptera, Drosophilidae. The record is from RefSeq and is a predicted model, not a curated record. Bases 517 to 2355 code for a protein of 612 amino acids.